AUGGCUGAUAAAUUCCCAGAAAUUGAUGAUGUUGAAGUUCAACAAGAUGAUGUUGGUGAAGAUUUCCUAUCAAGAGAGAAAGAAAUACUAGGUGAUGAUGCAGAACAAUUCAAAACCGAGCAAGAUGAUGAAUAUCUAAAUGAAGAUAAAGAUGACGAAGUCAAGAAAUUUGAACAGCAAUUCCCAGACGUUGGUGAAUCUGAACAAGAAUCUACAAAAGAAGCUGAAGCUGAAGAAGAAGAGGAAGAGUUUUCAGAACCAGCUUUCAACCCACCAAAAGGUGAAUCAGAUGCUGUUAAAGAAUGGAGAGAACGUUACAAUCUAGAAAUUUCUAAAAGAGAUGAAGCUGAUGAAAAGAAGGCUAAAGAAACUAAAGAAACCGCAGAAAAACAAUUAGAUGAUUUCUACGAUGAUUACAAUAACAAAAAAGAUGCUGAUAUUGAAAAAGCUAGAAAUACCGAAAAAGAAUUUUUGGCCAAAAGAGAUGAAUUUUUCAGUAAAGGUGAUGUUUGGAGCAGAGCUUUAGAAUUAACAAAAGAUGUUAAAGGUAAUGAAAGAUUCAAAGAAUUGCUAGAAGCUAAAAGUAAAGCAACUCAAUCAUGA
This is a messenger RNA of Hansenula anomala, 603 nucleotides long. It is a transcript of the gene CLC1, whose product is annotated as clathrin light chain CLC1. The record is from RefSeq and is a predicted model, not a curated record. The transcript has a single exon. The coding region runs from base 1 to 603 and encodes 200 amino acids. Gene Ontology annotation, molecular function: structural molecule activity. Gene Ontology annotation, cellular component: clathrin coat of trans-Golgi network vesicle; clathrin coat of coated pit. Gene Ontology annotation, biological process: vesicle-mediated transport; intracellular protein transport. Lineage: Eukaryota; Fungi; Ascomycota; Saccharomycetes; Phaffomycetales; Wickerhamomycetaceae.